Messenger RNA from Piliocolobus tephrosceles (Ugandan red Colobus), 2770 nucleotides. RefSeq names its product transmembrane protein 62. The transcript is spliced from 14 exons. Gene Ontology annotation, molecular function: hydrolase activity. NCBI's taxonomy places the organism in Eukaryota, Metazoa, Chordata, Mammalia, Primates, Cercopithecidae. The coding region runs from base 280 to 2211 and encodes 643 amino acids. The record is from RefSeq and is a predicted model, not a curated record.
UCACAGUUUCGGUUCCCUUUUCUUUGAUCGCAUUACUUACGCAAAAUGAGCCCAGACACUUGCGCUGCCAGAGAGGCACAGAUGCCGGCAGGCGGCUGACCGGCGCAGCACCCUAGGCCCGGUGUCUGGCUCCAGCCCCGCCCGCUCCGGCCCCGCAUCCGGCUCUGGCCCCGCAACAAGAGAGUCCGGAAGUGCAGGCAAAGCGGCUCCCGGGAGCGCCGCGCGGUCCCGCGCGGGAUCAGCGAGGGCAGCUCCCCGGCGGACUGGCGGGCGGGCGGCAUGGCUGCAGUGCUGGCUCUCAGGGUGGUCGCGGGGUUGGCGGCCGCAGCGCUGGUGGCCAUGCUCUUGGAUCACUACGGCCUGGCGGGCCAACCCUCGCCGCUGCCGCACCCCGCGCCCCCCAGGAGGCCGCACCCCGCGCCAGGUCCAGGAGACAGCAACAUCUUCUGGGGCCUGCAGAUAUCCGACAUUCACCUGAGCAGGUUUCGAGAUCCAGGCAGAGCGGUAGACUUAGAGAAAUUCUGUUCUGAAACUAUUGACAUCAUUCAACCAGCUCUCGUCCUAGCAACAGGAGACCUGACAGAUGCCAAAACAAAGGAACAGUUGGGAUCCAGGCAGCAUGAGAUAGAAUGGCAAACCUACCAGGGUAUUCUGAAGAAGACAAGAGUCAUGGAAAAAACCAAGUGGUUGGAUAUCAAAGGAAAUCAUGAUGCAUUCAAUAUUCCAAGUCUGGACAGCGUCAAGAAUUAUUACAGGAAAUAUUCUGCUGUACGUAGAGAUGGCUCUUUCCAUUAUGUCCACAGUACUCCCUUUGGCAACUAUUCGUUCAUCUGUGUAGAUGCCACCAUAAAUCCAGGGCCUAAGAGACCCUAUAAUUUCUUUGGAAUUUUAGAUAAGAAAAAGAUGGAGGAGCUCUUAUUACUGGCCAAGGAAAGCAGUCGGAGCAACCAUACAAUUUGGUUUGGACACUUUACAACAUCCACUAUUCUUUCUCCAUCACCAGGAAUCCGGUCAAUAAUGAGUUCGGCUAUAGCUUAUUUGUGUGGACACCUCCAUACACUUGGUGGACUGAUGCCUGUUUUGCACACUCGUCACUUCCAGGGCACUUUGGAACUUGAGGUGGGAGACUGGAAGGAUAAUAGGAGGUACCGGAUUUUUGCUUUUGAUCAUGACCUCUUUAGCUUUGCAGAUUUGAUCUUUGGCACAUGGCCUGUGGUUCUUAUCACCAAUCCUAAAUCACUCCUUUAUAGUUGUGGUAAACAUGAACCACUAGAAAGACUUCUUCACUCAACACACAUCAGAGUUUUGGCCUUUUCCUUAUCCUCCAUUACUUCUGUCACAGUUAAGAUUGAUGGAGUUCAUUUAGGCCAGGCUGUUCAUGUGUCUGGUCCCAUUUUCGUACUGAAGUGGAAUCCUAGAAACUAUAGUAGUGGGAUACAUAACAUAGAAGUAAUCGUCCAGGAUUCUGCUGGAAGAAGUAAGAGUGUUCACCACAUAUUUUCUGCUCAAGAGAAUAAUCAUCUUAGUUUUGAUCCCCUGGCAUCAUUUAUUCUUCGUACUGAUCACUACAUCAUGGCCCGGGUCCUUUUUGUGCUAAUUGUGCUGAGCCAGCUCACCAUUCUCAUCACAUUUAGAUAUCGAGGAUACCCAGAGCUUAAAGAACCUUCAGGGUUUAUAAAUCUGACCUCAUUUUCUCUUCAUGUCUUGAGCAAAAUAAACAUCUUCUACUAUUCUGUGUUGUUGUUGACACUAUAUACAGUGCUGGGUCCAUGGUUUUUUGGUGAAAUCAUUGAUGGCAAAUUGGGUUGCUGCUUUUCCUUUGGGAUAUUUGUUAAUGGACAUUUCCUACAAGGCAGCAUAACAUUUAUAAUUGGAAUUCUCCAGCUGGCAUUUUUUAACAUCCCCUUGAUGGCUUACAUGUGUUGGAGCUUGCUGCAGCGGUGCUUUGGUCACAACUUCAGGUCUCAUCUCCAUCAAAGAAAAUACUUGAAAAUUAUGCCUGUUCACCUACUUAUGCUACUGCUGUACAUCUGGCAGGUUUAUUCCUGCUACUUUCUUUAUGCGACAUACGGCACCCUAGCUUUUUUAUUCUCCCCUUUGCGGACCUGGUUGACACUGCUGACACCUGUUCUCAUUCGUUGUGUGUGGACACUGAACUCCGCCAAGCUUGGAGUCUUCAUGGUGCAGUUAAAAAGCCACCUGAGCUCCUGAAGGCCAUGUCUCACCACUGGUAGCCAGGCAGAAGCCCAGCCUGUGUCUGUAGCCCAGGCCUCUACCCCAGUAGCAGGUGGAGGGCCAGUAUUGGUGGGUGAGCUUUAGGGAGCUGCUGCUCAUUUGGACUCCUGGAUGUUGGAGGGAUUACCCACUACUGAUACCUGCAGAAUGGACUGCAGAAAAGUCUCAAAAAUAAUGCCUUUAUUCCUUCCCUCCUCAAGGAGGCAAAGAGUUGAUUUAUCUUUGUGAAGAGAAAACCCUUAUCUAGGACACCCACAGGGUAGGGGUUGGGUGUGUGUACGGGAGUGUCUGAGGCCCAGUGUGUUUUUUAGGGGUUACCCCAUGUAAAGCACCUACCGCUGUGCUUGGAAUUCAGCAGCUGUCAAAGGUGCAAUUUCAGGGGCAGGGAACCUUUGAGGAUCUGGACCCGACCCUGACCACGGCUGAGAUAUUAGUUCCCAGGCCUGUUUUCCCACAGGAUUGUGGGCUCUCGGCUUCCUUAGUCGGAAGUGUUUUCAACUGAUCAAAUAAAUGAAUGAAUGAUGAAUAAGAAAGA